AUGACAAUUGCAUCAACUUUAGUUUAUAAACAUAGACCGUGCCUCUCACAAAAUAAGUUCGUCGAAAUAUUCCAAAAUGAUGCAGCAGUGAGUUAAACCCAAUCAAAUUCGAACCACCAUAUUAUUUUUUUAGUUGAUUUCUUAUGAGUUGUUCUGGACAUUUGAAAAUACACAUCUGAGAACAAACCUAUUGAUUCUUGUCAAAACCAAGAAUUCGCAUUUGACAAAAACGUUGUUAGAGAAUGUCAGAUUCUCGUUCAACCGUUCACCGCAAGCAACUUUGAAUUUAUUCGAAAGAAUGUCCGAGGAAUGGCCAAUGAGAGAGAUUGAAGCAGUGAGUGAAAAUAAAUUAUAUCGAAAUUUUGAAACGUAUUUUUUUUGGUUUUUAACAAUUAGAGAAUUUGAGACGUUUUACGUUCAAAAAAUCGCAAAACUCUGAAAAAUUUUCUAAAAAAAAAUGAGCUGCAUCCUAAAAUCGAAGUACCUUCAAAAAUUCUUCUAUAAAAACUACUAAUUUUUAAUUUUCAGAACAAUACAAAAUGUAAACUGACCAAAAAACAGCAAAUUUGAACCUGAUUGACCAGACAGAGGAGAAAUCGAGCAAAACUGAAAAAAACAUGUGAAAUUUCAGAUUUUUGGCUACAAUUCCAGCUUUUCCCUCACCCAAAACCUUGAAUUUCGAAAUUUCAAGGUUUUGGAUCAGGGAAAAGCUGAAAAUUGUGAUUUUCAGGGAUUUUCGAGAGAAAAACCACCGUUUUCCUAGUUUUUGAGCUGAAAACCAUGAAUUUCAUCAUUUUCAGCUCAAAAACUACUGGUUUUAACCAGAAAACAUCAAUUUUUCAUGAAAAAUGCAAAAUUUACCUUUCAACUCAAUCCUCCAUCCUCGAAUCCUCCUUUCGAUCCAUCCAUUCAUUGUUUCGAGUAGUACCUGUCAAAAAAAUCAAUUAACACUACGAAUUUUUAAUUUUUGGAACAAUACAAAAUGUAAACUGACCAAAAAACCCCGCAAAUUUGAACCUGAUUGACAAGAGCAAAAAAAUCCCGCGAAAUAAUAACGAUGAAAAAAUUGUUGACUUUGAACCGUGUCAAUCAAUUCGAAAAAAAAACAGUUUUUAUGGCCGAAAAAGGGUACUGUAAUAUGUGCCGAGAAGUUGACGAAAAGAAAAACAUAAAAAAGAACACAUUCUACACAAAUGUGAGUAUACACAAAAACACGAGAACUCAUUAUUUUUUGAAUUUAUUUUUUUACUAUUGUCGAAAUUAAAAAUGUGGCAGCCGUAAAAAAUAAAAACCAGUGCAGAGCUGAAUGAAUGAUAAUCUCGUUAUUUCGUCAGUCGCGUGCGGCUGUGCGUCGCGGUCGGGAAACAAUCAAUAAUCCGUUUUUCCUUUGCAUUCCGACCGCGACGCACAGCCGCGCGCGACUGACGAAAUAACGAGAUUGUGAUUCAUUCAGCUCUGCACUGCUUUUUAUUUUUUACGGCUGCCACAUUUUUCAAUUUCGACAAUACAGAAAUUCCAAGAAAUCAAACAAUACCAAGUUGUUGUGUUGUUGAAAGCACUAAAAAUAACGGAGGAUCAACUACUGAAAGUGAAAUAAAUUAUAUGGAAAUUUUGAAACGUAUUUUUUUUUGGUUUUUAAAAAUUAGAGAAAUUGAGACGUUUUACGUUCAAAAAACCGUAAAACUCUGAAAAAUUGAAAAAUUUUCUAAAAAAAAAAUGAGCUGCGUCUUAAAAUCGAAGUACCUGCACAAAUUCUUCUAUAAAAACUACGAAUUUUAAAUUUUUGGAACAAUACAAAAUGCAAACUGACCAAAAAAACCGCAAAUUUGAACCUGAUUGACCAGACAGAGGAGAAAUCGAGCAAAACUGAAAAAAACAUGUGAAAUUUCGGAUUUUUGGCUACAAUUCCAGCUUUUCCCUCACCCAAAACUUUGAAUUUCAAAAUUUCAAGGUUUCGGGUCAGGCAAAAGCUGAAAAUUGUGAUUUUCACAAAUUUUCGAGAGAAAACCACCGUUUUCCUAGUUUUAGAGCUGAAAACCAUGAAUUUCAUCAUUUUCAGCUCAAAAACUACUGGUUUCUAUCAGAAAACAUCAAUAUUUCAUGAAAAAUUCAAAAUUUACCUUUCAACUCAAUCCUCCAUCCCGAAUCCUCCUUUCCAUUAAUUGUUUCGAGUAUUAUCUGUCAAAAAAAUCAAUUAACACUACGAAUUUUUAAUUUUUGGAACAAUACAAAAUGUAAACUGACCAAAAAAGAAACCUGUGUUAUUGAAACGAAUUCCACAAUUGACAGGAUGUUGUUCGAUGAGCAAAUCUGAAAAAUAAACAAUUUAUUUUUGGUAGGGUUCAUAAAUGCUCCCAAAAAAACUAAAAAAAAAAAAUUUUUUUUGAGAUUUUUCGGUUCUUAAGUUUUGAAAAUCAACAAUUUGAAGGAAUUUUCCGAGAAAACUUGCCUAAAUAAAGAUCUGCUCAGCUAGAAAACCUUCCAAAACGUUUUCAUCCCCUCAAAAAAAUGAGAGAGGCUCAAAAGGCCUCCAAAAAAAAACAAAAAAAUUUUUUUUUUCAUAUCACUAUAAAAGCUGCCACAGAGAGAAAAAAUCGACAGCAUUUCAUUAAAUUCCUGUCUACGUUUUUGAUUGGCCCACGUGAAUAAGCCACGCCCAUUUCAUUUUUUUCAUUUUCAAAAUUUAUUUUUUUUUUCUUUUUUGGUCGCCUGGCCUAUUUUUUGUUGUUUUUCCUUGAAAAUCACGAUUUUUCGCUAAAAUUUUUUAUACAGUUUUUAGAACUCGUAUAGAUAAUUGUUCCUAUCGCUUUAUAAUUUUUAGUUUCGCUAUGUACCGAAAGUUUUAACGAUUUUUGUUCAAAAGUUCUCAAUAAUUGCUGUUUUUCCAGUAUUUUGGGUACAAAUCCUUGUCAUAAUCCAUCAGAAAGCAUUCAAAAGUAACGAAUAAACUGAUUUGAUGAUUUGGAGUCGAUAUUGAGGCAGUUUUUGCAACAAAAAACCCACAAACUGAUAUUUGGAAAAAAGCGGAAAAAAUAAGAAUUUUCACCGAUAAUUUGUCAAAAUUCAACGGUUUUGCAUUGUGUAGUUGAUAUGGUGCUAAUUAUUCCAUUUUUGAUGAGUUAUAUGGGAAACUUGGUUUCAUUUUCAAUAAACUUUUAUUCAAAAUAUUUCUAACAUGAAAAAAUUCCGAAUUUUGUGUCAAAUUGAAGACUAGAAGCAUAAAAAAACUGGCUUCCAUCAACAUGUCGAAAAGAAAACUUUAAAAGUUCUACAUUUUCAAAAAUUUGACCAAAAAUCCGUUCAUCUUGUCGUUUUCAACUGUUCGCCACAUCCACGUCGCAUUCCUUCGUAAAUUGGGGAAAAUCCGUUCCGAUUUGCUGGAAUAUCACUUAUAUAAUACGAUUUCAUGAGAAAAUAAAUCGCGAAAUAAGUUUCGAAGUUGAAAAGAUUUCAAACAAAGCAAAAGUUGACCUAAUGAACAUGUUUUUUCUUAUAACUUUGUGAGUUUUUCACAAAAUAUGAAAAUCUACUUAUGUAAAUGAUCCUUAGUAGAUUCCUAACAAUCUGCAUAAAAAAUAUUGUGGAAAUUUGUCUUCCCUCGCUGAAAAACUGUAAAAAACUGAAAAUUCAAAAAAAAUUUCGAAAAAUAAAAAAAAGCGUCAGCAAAAACAACAAACGCGUCAGUAUUCACGUGACCCAUUUCUUGAAACCCCGCCCACAAUCGCUGAUUGGAUGACGUGAUUUUUGUCGAUUUUUUCUCUCUGUGUAGCUUUAAGCCUCGUCAUUUCUCUCAGAAAAUUCGCCAAAACCGACAAAACCCCUGAAAAAGUGAGCUCGGAAUGAGUUAUUUCAUAUUCUUGAUGUUUAUCAAUAUACAAUUUUUCAGCUCGAUUUAUUAAUGACAAUUAAACCAAUAAAAUGAAAAUAAAUUAUAUCGAAAUUUUGAAACGUAUUUUUUUGGUGUUUAAAAAAUUAGAGAAAUUGUGACGUUUUACGUUCGAAAAAUCGUAAAAUUCCUAAAAAUUGAAAAAUUUUCGGCUCUAUCUCAAUAUAAGGGUCCCAAAAAAUAAGGGUCCCUGAUUUUUUGGAGGGAGAAACGUGUUUUUUUUAAAUUUUCAGUUGUUUUGUUAUAUUUUUCUUGAUUUUUUGACGAUUCUUCGUUUUUUCAAAUAUCAGAAAUAUAAUGCUACAAUCUGCAACAAACAUUGUCAAUCCGAAAAAAUAUGAACCGUGGAAGAGAAAACCAAAAUACAGUAGACUUCGCGGCUGCUUUGAUCUUUUGUAUUGAAAGAGGAAACAUUUGGUUUCCUAGGCCAUAUCGGUUCUCUUCCAACGGUCACAAAAUUUCGGACUGACAAUACUGUUGUACAGAGAUUUUGAGACUGCACAACUCAAAACAUACACUAUUCCAAAAGUAUAAAAACAUCUGGAAGCCCAAAGAAAUGCUCCAGUGAGUUAAACCCAAUCAAAUUCGAACCACCAUAAUAUUUUUUUAGUUGAUUUCAUAUGAAUUAUUCUGGACAUUUGAAAAUACACAUCUCCGAACAAACCUAUUGAUUCGAAAAUAAAUUAUAUCGAAAUUUUGAAACGUAUUUUUUUUUGGUUUUAAAAAAUUAGAGAAUUUGCGAUGUUUUACGUUCAAAAAAUCGUAAAAUUCUGAAAAAUUGAAAAAUUUUCUUUAAAAAAAUGAGCUGCAUCCUAAAAUCGAAGUAUCUGCAAAAAUGCUUCUAUAAAAACUACGAAUUUUAAAUUUUUGGAACAAUAAAAAAUGCAAACUGACCAAAAAACCCGCAAAUUUGAACCUGAUUGACCAGAAAGAGGAGAAAUCGAGCAAAACUGGAAAAAACAUGUGAAAUUUCAAAUUUUUGGCUACAAUUCCAGCUUUUCCCUCACCCAAAACCUUGGAUUUCGAAAUUUCAAGGUUUCGGGUCAGGGAAAAGCUGAAAAUUGUGAUUUUCAGGGAUUUUCAAGAGAAAACCACUGUUUCCCUAGUUUUUGAGCUGAAAAUCAUGAAUUUCAUCAUUUUCAGCUCAAAAACUAUUGGUUUCUACCAGAAAACAUCAAUUUUUCAUGAAAAAUUCAAAAUUUACCUUCCAACUCAAUCCUCCAUCUCGAAUCAUCCUUUCUAUUCAUUGUUUCGAGUAGUACCUGUCAAAAAAAUCAAUUAACACUACGAAUUUUGAAUUUUUGGAACAAUACAAAAUGUAAACUGACCAAAAAAGAAACAUGUGUUAUUGAGACGAAAUUGACACGAUGUUGUACGAUGAGCAAAUCUGAAAAAAAAACAAUUUAUUUUGGUAGGGUUCAUAAAUUCUCCAAAAAAAACAUCUUUUUGAGAUUUUUCGGUUCUCAAGUUUUGAAAAUCAACAUUUUCAAGGAAUUUGCAGAGAAAACUUGCCUAAAUCAAGAUCUGCUCAGCUAGAAAACCUUCCAAAACGUUUUAAUCUCCUUUACCAAGGUUUUCAUCUCCUCAAUUCUCAACAAGAUCCAUAAAUUUGGUGAUUUUUGCACUCCCAUCCAACAAAAUCGCGCAUUUUCAUUUUCCAGUGAAAACCUGUUUUUAAAUACAAAAUAACAUUACUCCGCGAGUCAAAAGCGGUUGAAUUCAACAAAAACAACAUAUUUUUCAAAUCAAAAACUUUAUUCAACAAGGAAAACAACGAAAAACUAGAGAAAGAAGAAACAUUUCGAAAAUGAAAAAAAUAAAUAAAACUACGACACUCCGCUUGCCUGUUGUUUAUCGUAUUUCAACAGAGCGGCGGUUUCAAUUCGAUUUUUUUGCUCUUGAGAACCGAAAAAUCUCAAAAGGAUAGUUUUUUUUGGGAGCAUUUAUGAACCCUACCAAAAAUAAAUUGUUUUUUUUUCAGAAUUGUUCAUCGAACAACAUCGUGUCAAUUGUGGAAUUCGUCUCAAUAACACAGGUUCCUUUUUUGGUCAGUUUACAUUUUGUAUUGUUCCAAAAAUUCAAAAUUCGUAUUGUUAAUUGAUUUUUUUUGACAGGUACUACUCGAAACAAUGAAUGGAAAGGAGAAUUCGGGAUGGAGGAUUGAGUUGAAAGGUAAAUUUUGAAUUUUUCAUGAAAAAUUGAUGUUUUCUGGUAGAAACCAGUAGUUUUUGAGCUGAAAAUGAUGAAAUUCAUGGUUUUCAGCUCAAAAACUAGGAAAACGGUGGUUUUCUCUCGAAAAUUUGUGAAAAUCACAAUUUGUAAGCUUUUCCCUUACCCGAACCCUUGAAAUUUUGAAAUUCAAGGUUUUGGGUGAGGGAAAAGCUGGAAUUGUAGCCAAAAAUCUCGAAUUUCAGCUUCAAAACAUGUUUUUCUCAAUUUUGCUCGAUUUCUCCUCUGUCUGAUCAAUCAGGUUCAAAUUUGCGGGUUUUUUGGUCAGUUUGCAUUUUGUAUUGUUCCAAAAAAUUUAAAAUUCGUAGUUUUUAUAGAAGAAUUUUUGCAGAUACUUCGAUUUUAGGAUGCAGCUCAUUUUUUUUCAGAAAAUUUUUCAAUUUUUCAGAAUUUUACGAUUUUUUGAACGUAAAACGUCGCAAAUUCUCUAAUUUUUUUAACACCAAAAAAAAUACGUUUCAAAAUUUCGAUAUAAUUUAUUUUGUUCUACAAUGUGUAUUUUCAAAUGUCCAGAACAAAUCAUAUGAAAUCAACUAAAAAAAUAAUAUGGUGGUUCGAAUCCAGUUUGAUUGGGUUUAACUCACUGGAGCAUCUUUUUAGAAUACUUCGACGAACUUAUUUUGUGAUAGACACGGUCUCUGCACUUAAACCAAAGUUGGUGCAAUUGUCAUUAAUAAAUUGAGCUGCAAAAUUGUAUAUUCAUAAACAUCAAAAAUAUGAAAUAACUCAUUUCGAACUCACUUUUUCAGGGGUUUCUCCGGUUUUGACGAAUUUUCGCAGGUUCACAAUAUUCUCCAUUAAUUCCAAUUUUUGAAAUGCUAGACUUCUCAUUUAUUUCAGUUUCACUUUUUUCUGUGAAAACUCGGGCCGAUUUUUUUAAAAGCAUGCUCAACGAAUGAAUUCGAAUCAAUUUUAGACUGAAAACAUGAAAAUUGGCUCGAAAAUGAUUAAUUUGUAAAACUGGAAGCUCUUCCAGAUUUACAAAUUUUUGAACAAAAAAAAAGUUGAUCAAAAAAAAUUUUUUUUCAAGAAUAAUCGGACCGAUGUUUAUGUUUAUCCCAAAACAAGUUCGUCCAAGUUUUCAAAUCUGAUGCUCCAGUGAGUUAAAUGAAAAUAAAUUAUAAAUAUCGAAAUUUUGAAACGUAUUUUUUUGGUUUUCAAAAAUUAGAGAAUUUGCGACGUUUUACGUUCAAAAAAUCGUAAGACUCUGAAAAAUUGAAAAAUUUUCUAAAAAAAAUGAGCUGCAUCCUAAAAUCAAAGUAUCUGCAAAAAUUCUUCUAUAAAAACUACGAAUUUUAAAUUUUUGGAACAAUACAAAAUGCAAACUGACCAAAAAACCGCAAAUUUGAACCUGAUUGACCAGAAAGAGGAGAAAUCGAGCAAAACUGAAAAAAAAACAUGUGAAAUUUCAGAUUUUUGGCUACAAUUCUAGCUUUUCCCUCACCCAAAACCUUGAAUUUCGAAAUUUCAAGGUUUCAGGUCAGGGAAAAGCUGAAAAUUGUGAUUUUCAGGGAUUUUCGAGAGAAAACCACGGUUUUCCUAGUUUUUGAGCUGAAAACCAUGAAUUUCAUAAUUUUCAGCUCAAAAACUACUGGUUUCUAUCAGAAAACAUCAAUAUUUCAUGAAAAAUUCAAAAUUCACGUUUCAACUCAAUCCUGAUUCGUUUUCAGAGAAAAUUACGAAGUUUUUUUUAGUUUUUACUUUUCAAACUUCAGAAAACCCUCCUCAAAGAACUACUCACCAUCAAACUAUAUUCCUUGAAGAUCAAUAAAUUUAGUGAUUUUUGAACUCCCAUCCAACAAAAUCGCGCAUUUUCAUUUUCCAGUGAUAACCUGUUUUUAAAUACAAAAUAAUAUUACUCCGCGAAUCAAAAGCGGUUUAAUUCAACAAAAAUAACAUAUUUUUCAAAUAAAUAACUUUAUUCAACAAGGAAAACAACGAAAAACUAGCGAAGAAACAUUUCGAAAAUGAUCAUGAAAAAAAAAAAAAAAAGUUGUUUAUCGUAUUUUUUUUUUUUUAAAGUUGUUUAUCGUAUUUCAACAGAGCGGCGGUUUCAAUUCGAUUUUUUUGCGCUUGAGAACCGAAAAAUCUCAAAAAGAUGUUUUUUUUCAGUUUUUUUGGGAGCAUUUAUGAACCCUACCAAAAAUAAAUUGUUUUUUUUUUCAGAUUUGCUCAUCGAACAACAUCGUGUCAAUUGUGGAAUUCGUCUCAACAACACAGGUUGCUUUUUUGGUCAGUUUACAUUUUGUAUUGUUCCAAAAAUUCAAAAUUCGUAGUGUCAAUUGAUUUUUUGACAGGUACUACUCGAAACAAUGAAUGGAAAGGAGAAUUCGGGAUGGAGGAUUGA
Messenger RNA from Caenorhabditis angaria, 8462 nucleotides. Lineage: Eukaryota; Metazoa; Nematoda; Chromadorea; Rhabditida; Rhabditidae. The record is from the annotation of a GenBank genome assembly.